AUGGGGAAACGCAGCCACGCCGAGCCGACAGAGCUCCGGCCAACGAAAAAGUCCAAGGCGGACAAGCCUUCCAAGGAGAAGAAGUCUACAGAUGGAAAGGGAGAAUCUGAUUCCGACAAGUCGACCUAUACCCAAGCCGCCGCUCUUAUUGCGCUUCCGCAGUCUCAGAUUGAUCAAUUUCUUCAGGACAACAUCAUCAAGGUCACUGAUACCUCGGCCGAUGGCUCUAGUCUCCGCCCCAUCCUUUCUUUCGAUUACCUGCCUACCGGUGACGACAAACUCUACUCACCAUUAAAAUCAUUCCCCGCUCCAACUUCAAUUCAAGCCGUCACUUGGCCAUUGCUCUUUUCCGGCCGUGAUGUGGUCGGUAUCGCAGAGACCGGUAGCGGAAAAACCUUGGCUUUUGGAUUGCCCUGCCUCAAAAAGAUUAUCGAAUCGAAGAAAACUAGAAAACCUUAUCAUCCCUCUGCAGUCAUUAUUUCUCCUACCCGAGAGCUUGCCAUGCAAAUUCAUGACCAGUUCAUGAAAUUUUCUGACGUCUCAAGUGUCGGGGUGACAUGUAUCUUUGGAGGUGUUGGAAAGGACGAGCAACGUGCGGCACUCCGAACGGCUGGGAUAGUUGUUGCUACUCCCGGUCGGUUGAAAGAUCUUCAGAAUGACGGAUCUGUCAAUCUCAGCAAGGUGAAAUAUCUCGUCUUGGACGAGGCCGAUCGGAUGUUGGACAAGGGGUUCGAGCAAGAUAUCAAGGAUAUUAUUGAGCCUAUGCCGGUCUCGAGAAGACAGACGGUCAUGUUCACGGCCACUUGGCCGAAGUCAGUUCGGGAUUUGGCUGCUGGCUUUAUGAGUUCCGCUGUGACAGUCACCAUUGGUGGAGAUCCUUCUGCAGACCCCAGGGCAAACACCAGAAUCAAGCAGGUUGUCGAGGUGCUUGAUGGGCGUGAUAAAGAGAACCGCCUGAUUCAAUUGCUGAGCCGUUCUCAGAGAGGAUCCUCAAACCCCGAAAAGGUCUUAGUUUUUUGCUUAUACAAAAAAGAAGCAAUGCGGGUGGAAAGGCUCAUCAAAACUAAGGGGUUCAGAGUCGCCGGAAUUCAUGGUGAUCUCAACCAGUCCGAUAGAUUCCGAAACCUGGAAGCCUUCAAAACAGGCGCUGCUACGGUUUUAGUUGCAACAGACGUUGCGGCACGUGGUUUGGAUAUCCCUGCUGUGAAAUUGGUUAUUAACGUCACUUUCCCUCUUACCGUGGAGGACUACGUGCACCGUAUUGGCCGAACUGGUCGAGCGGGAGCUGACGGCCACGCUAUUACAUUUUUCACCGAGCAGGAUAAAGCUCUUUCAGGAGGGUUGGUCAAUGUAUUGAAAGCUGCCAACCAAGAUGUCCCCGAGGAUUUGAUGAAGUUCGGGACUACAGUCAAAAAGAAGCAGCACGAUGCUUAUGGCGCAUUCUUCAAGGAUGUUGAUACGGAUAAGAAGGCAACCAAGAUCACCUUCGAUGAUUAA
Molecule: messenger RNA, 1497 nt
Organism: Penicillium angulare
Lineage: Eukaryota; Fungi; Ascomycota; Eurotiomycetes; Eurotiales; Aspergillaceae
Gene: dbp3
Product: RNA-dependent ATPase DBP3
Exons: 2
Coding region: 1-1497 (498 amino acids)
Biological process (GO): rRNA processing
Cellular component (GO): nucleolus
Molecular function (GO): RNA binding; RNA helicase activity; ATP binding
Source: RefSeq, a predicted model, not a curated record